CUCGCUACGGAAAGAAGAAUGAGCCUCAAGCUUGUGUAAUAUAGUCCACUUUAAAAAGCCGUUUUGAGAAAAAAGCGAAGAUGUUGCGCGCCACGCUGUCUGUGACUUCGAGCCAGCAGGGCAAUCCGUACCUGGAGUUGGAAGACGAACUGUCGAGCAGGCUGGUGGCACGCAGAGAGGUGGAAGAAGAGGAAGACGAGCCACACCGGCAUCCAAGCAGAACAACUGUCCGAGGCGGAGCUGGCUUGCCUGCGUGGAUGUUCUCGGCGUGUUCUACUCCGUGCUCAACGAGUGACACUUUUUCCACCUCCUUCACGUCGACCUUUGCGAGAAAUGUGAGUCUGUGCGUGUUACUUGUGAAGACGACCCUGCCGUUUAUUCUGUCGAACCUGCUGACGUUUUUUCCGGACGUGGUGAACGUGUACGUCGCGAGUGGGAGCCUUGUCUAUAAAAAUUCCGGCGCAUCUACUUCGGACUCGGAGCUUGUAGAUGUCUCCCCACCCGCAUCAACACGGACGACUCUAGUCCCGGCCAUUGGCCUCGGGCAGCUGGUGCUGAACGGGCUGACGUUAUCUCUCGUGUCCGGCCUCAACCAAGGCCUGGAUGUGUACGUUCCGAACAGCCAUUUGGCGAGCGGCAAAGAGUACUUCGCGCUGGUCUACCUCGGGCGGGCGCACGCGCUGGAUUUGCUGCUCUUGGUGCCGGCGGUGCUGGGCAUUCUGCUCCUGGCCGGCCCGUGCGGGCUGGAC
This is a messenger RNA of Amoebophrya sp. A120, 749 nucleotides long. The record is from the annotation of a GenBank genome assembly. Lineage: Eukaryota; Dinophyceae; Syndiniales; Amoebophryaceae.